This is a messenger RNA of Trichoderma asperellum CBS 433.97, 464 nucleotides long. The record is from RefSeq and is a predicted model, not a curated record. NCBI's taxonomy places the organism in Eukaryota, Fungi, Ascomycota, Sordariomycetes, Hypocreales, Hypocreaceae.
CCGCCAUGGAAAAGAACAAUGUUUCCACGACCAAAAAAACAAAUGUCACACCUUUUGAAACCAGAACCAAAACUGUUUCGUGUGAGGCGGCUACAGUAUUGGGUAUGCGACGAAAUAGGGGCCCCGCUAUUGAUGCGUGUCUGAGACAUUCGCACAUUAUUAGGCUGGGGCCUGCUGAAGGCCCUGGCGUGAAGGCAUCGCGUACCGUGCGAGAAAAGAGUCGAGGAUACAUCGAGGGGGCUGUUUACAAAUCAUCAGCCCGUAUUCUAUUCUUAUAUGACAGCCUUGAAUCUAGAGGAAACCAUGUGGAUCGGAAUGAGAUCCGUGAAUGGGAUCCAACAUAUCCAAGACGGAGCGAGGUGGAACGUGCUCGAGAAAGGGCCGACGAUGCUACGGCUGGGCACGCUCUCCAGAUGCUCAAGGCUCAAGGGACGUGCACAUGUUGGCCCUUGGGUGGUAAUUAA